This is a messenger RNA of Ilyonectria robusta, 1170 nucleotides long. RefSeq lists its product as uncharacterized. The transcript has a single exon. The record is from RefSeq and is a predicted model, not a curated record. NCBI's taxonomy places the organism in Eukaryota, Fungi, Ascomycota, Sordariomycetes, Hypocreales, Nectriaceae. Gene Ontology annotation, molecular function: FAD binding. The coding region runs from base 1 to 1170 and encodes 389 amino acids.
AUGGAGGAAUCAAGACCGAAAGCUCUCAUCGUCGGUGCGGGAAUUGCUGGGCUUGCCGCGGCUUGGUGGCUGGACAGGGCCGGCUGGACGUCAAUCCUGAUCGACAAGGCCCCCAGCAUUCGAGAUGGUGGCUUCAUUGUCGGCCUUUCGGGACUGUGUAUCAACACCAUCAAGGAGAUGGACAUCGAAGAACAACUCAAGGCUAUAUCUUACACGUUCGACUACAAUGUCAUCAGAGACUCACAAGGCCGAGAGCUGCUGCGGGUUGCAUACGAAGAUGUCCAUGGUGCAGUGGAUAAUCACUCGGUUGGCCGAGAUGACCUUGCGCGUAUCCUCGCCAAGGUGCUGCCAGAAACUGCGGCGAUUCAUUUUGGCGAGACGUUGGAAGCCGCUGUCGAAGACGGGGACAAGGUCAAAGCUACUCUCAAAAGCGGCCAGACGAUCGAGGCAGAUCUUCUGAUCGGUGCCGACGGCAUUCGGUCCUCCGUUCGCAGCAUGUUCUGGAAAGGCGAAGAUUGCCUCGAAGAUCUCGGCUAUUCGUACGCCGUAUACGACGUCGAGCAAAAGAAGGAGCUUGAAGCCAAGUGCGUCUCCUUCAACAGCCCGGGGCAUCUUGAUAUGCUCUACGCUCUGCGCAACAACCGCCUUGCAGCCUUGCACAUUUGGCGAGACGACCACACGAAACUUCAAGAUCGGAACCAGCGGUUUGAAACCCUGCGAGGAGUCACUUCUGGAGGUGCCGAGUUAGUCACAGAGGUCAUCGAUCUGGCUGAGAAAGCCGACGCUUCGCCCCUCAUCGACAGCUUGACCAUGGUCAACCUCCAGCAUUGGUCCAAAGGCCGUAUCCUCCUCCUGGGCGACGCAGCGCACUGCCUCACAUUGAUGUCCGGUCAGGGCGCCGGCAUGGCCAUCGCUUCUGCCGAGAUCCUAGGCAAAGAGCUGAUGGCCACCAAGGAUGUCCUGCAAGCUCUUGCAAAUCAUGAGAAGAAACUCCGUCCACCGAUCGACAGCCUGCAACUUCGGAGUCGCAAGAUGGCAGCCAUGUAUAUCCCCAAGAACAGAUUCUGGUACUGGUUGCGAAACAUCCUCUUCAAGAUCAUGCCGUAUUCUUGGAUUGUUUCUUACCAUGUCAGCGGUGCGAAGGCGGAGAUUGAGCUUACGCAGAAGUAG